ACUAAAGGAAUUAUGGGUUUAUUUUAGACCUUUAUUUUCUUGUCUCAUUCCAUUGUUGCUAUGGUAACCUUCCACAUCCCCAAAACUGCCCCUUCGUCUGGCUGAUGGGUGGUCCUUUUUUCUUUCUUAUUUUUUCCCAAAAAGGCUGGUGCACAUGCAGAGCUUUUUGUUGUGUUGUCUCUAUCUCUUUCUGUCUUUCUUUUUUUUUAAUGUUUUGUUUGUUGGAGACAGGAGAAGGCUGGAGACCAGACGACAGCAAAUUGAUCCGGUCACAGAUGGAGAUGUGUGAGUCAAGCCUGAGUGGUUCAGGCCUCUGAGUGUCACGUUUCUCUCGGCCCUCCCGAAGUGUGGCUUUCCAAACAAUACAUUUGCACCCAUGAGUCUUCCCUGUUUUCUUUUUCUCUCGACACAUACUCAGUAUUAAAGUCUCAGACGCAGUUCGUGACACAGAAUAUAAACGCCCUUAUCUGAAAAACGCUGUGCAAAGCCAGUAUCAAAAAGAGGAAGUGCUACCUUCUUCUCUGCCACAUCCUCUCGUUUGUGCUUAUCUUCCCUUUCGACCCUGUGACAUGUUAUUUUCUUUUAAAGCAACGGUUUGAAAUUGAGUGCAGUCAGACCUUUCGUGCAGAUAGACUUCACAAGAGGCUGUAUUCAGAUAGAGUACAGCCCUCUCCACUUCUUAUAUCGCUGUUUUGACAGUUUGUGGAGUUGACACCAGUUAAAGAACUCAAUUCAGCCGAAGUCACCUGAUUCUGUCGAGUCGUUCUCAGGAGUGCCGAAGGGUUUGCCGACAGGUGAUGAAUAUCUCACCUUGAGGAGAAGCAAUGGAGGCUGCUGUCUUUGAGUAUCACAAAGAGGAAGACACUGUGGACAUCGAGGCUUUUCAAGGAGGGAAGCGGAAGCUCAUUCAGCCAACAUCUUUAAAAGACCCCAAAUUUGAGAAGCUAAAGGAGGCACUGGUUUAUUGGAUCAAUAGUACUUUGAAAACGGAGCACAUAGUGGUUCAGAGUCUGGAGGAGGAUCUGUACGAUGGGCUGGUGCUUCAUCACCUGCUGUCAAGGUUGGCUGGAGUGCAUGUGUCAGUGGAGGAUAUAGCACUGACCAGCCCCGCUCAGAUCCACAAGCUGGAAGUGAUCCUGGAGGAGUUGGAUAGUAGACUGGGCCUGCAGGACAGCAGCCAGAUCAAGUGGAACGUCAAACUCAUCCACAACAAAGACCUUCUGGCCACUAUUCAUCUGCUGGUUGCCAUGGUGAGAUCUUUCCAGCCUGAACUCGAAUUGCCACCGAAUGUGAAGGUUGAAGUUGUAGUUAUAGAAGUGACUGGAAGUGGAAUCAGAUCAGAGGUACAGACGGAGAUCCUGACGGAGGAGGGGGACUCAGGCUCAGACUCCCCCAGCAAUACUGAAAGGGAAGAUCCCAUUGAGCAACUGCUGAAGCUUGAGGCUCACAAGGUCAGCACAGUGAAGAAGGCCAUCCUACACUUUGUCAACCAGAAUAUGUCGACCAUGGGUCUGCAAGUGGCUGAUAUGGACAAACAGUUUGCUGACGGUGUGAUUCUGCUGCUGCUGAUCGGACAGCUGGAGGGAUUCUUCAUCCCGCUCUACGACUUCAACCUGACACCUGUCAAUCACUCAGAGAUGAUUCAGAAUGUGACCUUGGCCUUGGACCUCCUUAAUGACAUGGGCCUUCACAUGUCCAGUGUUGAGCCACAAGAUAUUGUGUCCCAAGACAUCACUGCCACGUUGAAGGUCCUGUACGCCCUGUUCAAGAAGCACAAAGAGAAAAAAUGAGAGAGGAGGAGGAACUCAGCGACCAAGGGUACAAACAGAGCUGGAGACAAGUGGAGUUUUUGGCCAGCUUGUGCUUUUUUUUUUUAACUAAAGCAAAUGUUGUACAUUAUUUACAGAGUGAAGUUUACUGUAUUUUGACAUUUUGUUGAUGAUUUUAAGCUCAUUUAAAGGUACAGUAUGUAAUUCUGGAGAAACAUAUUUGAUUGUUGAGUCUGAUUCCCAGUUUGUCAAAUACCAAAGCUUUGGUGGUUUGGUUCAACUACCAACCCAAGGUCAUCUGUACUUAAUGACCUGGGAAUGAGAUUCAGGAUGUCCGGGUUAACCACAGGGAAUAUUUUUUGUCAGGUAUACAUGUCAGUCUAUAGGUUAACUUUGCUACUCUUCAGUUUAGUGGACUGUGCACCACCCAGGUCUGGUGGGAGCAAGCAAGCAGUGCCACUGGGUCAGGGAUAACCACUAGGAACGGUGUCCCGACCCAACAGCAUCGCUGUGGAAACAUCUUGCCUGCCCUAUGCCCCCCCCCCCAGGUCACCCUGUUAAGAAAGUGGAUCAAUUUUUAACUGCAAACCCACUUCAGCAUUGUUAUUAGCUCUGUGAGCAUAGUUAGCAGUGUCAACACGGCUGGUGAUGUAAACAUAGUUAACAGUGGUAUAUGGGUUUUGCAGCUCAAAAUCAAGCUGCGUACUCACUGGGGCUAUCUGCGGGGAGACUGGAGGGUAGUCAUUAUGAUGACUAUCAGCAACGCUGUCCUGUGAUCAGAAUGGUGGGUUUUUUUCAUUUAGGUUUAUUUCAGUUUAGAUUUCUGUUCUGGAAAUGUAUGAAAAAAAAGCAUAUUUAAUCAGAUAAUGCCUAAUUUGCAUAGCUAAGCAUACAAUUUCUUAAUAUAAACUUAAAAAAAUAUGAACUUACAUCAGCACAUCAGUACAUCAGCAAAAUGAAACAGUAAUUUUGAACCUGGCUUUAUCCAAUAUUCACAUCUGUUCUGGAAAUGUAUGCAAAUUAGGGCAUCUGAAAUUCAAUGGUGCCUCAUUUGUAUAUUGAAACUAAACAUUUCAGAAAUCUUGUAAUGAAAAAAAAAUCUUAAUGUAAGUGAUCAGCUUGGGAAGUGUCAUGGUGAUAUCUAUGAGUUAAAAGUGUAACCCUAUUCACCUGGGGGGACCCUUCUUAAAAUUAAGCACGGAAAAGCUAAAGAAGCUUCCUGUGUGCUGAGUAGUUGUUGAUAGUUGCUGAUAAUUUGACAAAUUGCAUAACUGUUUAUGUAUAUUUCACCACUGCAAAAUCAACAGCUCAACGUGGCAGGUUGUCCAUGAACCCUGGGGUUGAGGGUUGGAUCCAUAGUUCCUCCUGUCCACAUGUCCAUAUAUUCCUGGGUAAGACGCAGAACCUCAAAUUGCUCCAGAUGGUGAGGCCAGCACCUUGCAUACCAUCUGCGCAAGGGCCCCGUGAAAAAAAAAUCUAGUUCAGUCAGGAACUUCAGUCAAAGAAAACUUUAUUUCCAUUUGCAGUAUUAUAUUUGGCUGUAUGGCUCUGUUCUGGGGCCUCUGGCUUUCUUUAAUAAAUAUGCAGAAAGCCUUUUCCAAGGGCCUACGAGGAAAGCCUAAGGCAGAGAGAGCACACCUCUCCACCCUUAUACGUGCAAACAAGGCAAGCCUAAGGCAGGGAGAGCAGCAGCAAAGAUUCCUGGGAACAGAAUAGAGCAGCAUAAAUGACAAACAUAAAUGACAUUGAUAAGUAAGUGGUUGCAUAGAAAGGAAUCAUGUGAUCUAUCAGCUGACUCCCUUCUAUCAAUCAGCUGCUCCAUCAGUUGAUUGGGCUGUUUGAGAUCAGCUGAUGUAGCUAGGAUGUGAGCUGAGUUUGACAUUGUGUCCUGCCUGAACUAACGCUAUGCUAUUCAAGACGCAAGUUCACAUAUAGGUAAAAUGUAUGUAUUGUUGAAGUAAGUAUGUUAUUUCCUGCUUUAUUUCCACCAUCUCUUCCUCUCUUUCCCUCACUAUAUUUACAUAUUUCCAUUUAUAUUUCAGUCUGAAAAUGGCACUUUUCAUUCUUGCUAUAGAAAAGCAUUGUUCUCCACUUCUCAAUAAACAAUGUGACUUUCUUCCUCUGCUUCCUCCGUGUGUUCCUGCUGACAGUCUGUGACCUCCUCUUCUCCUACUGCGUGAAUGCUAUUGUCAUUUCUCAGAAAUUUUUUUUUUUUUUGCUGUUGAAUUGUUCACAACUCAAUGUCACACACAUGUGGAGAGGGAACGGCAGGCAGCGAUGGAGGGAGGCUCAGAGAAUAAGAGAGGCAGACAAUAGAUGUGAUUUCAUCAAAGGGUUUUUUUGCAAAUUAUGCGUUGAAUUUAAAAGCUGGAAAAUCCACUUAAUUAUCCUCUGUGUUGCUAAAAUGUGUCAUUUCCUGGUUUAAAAGAAAUUUAUGCAAACCA
Molecule: messenger RNA, 4213 nt
Organism: Epinephelus lanceolatus (giant grouper)
Lineage: Eukaryota; Metazoa; Chordata; Actinopteri; Perciformes; Serranidae
Gene: parvg
Product: parvin, gamma
Biological process (GO): substrate adhesion-dependent cell spreading; establishment or maintenance of cell polarity regulating cell shape; actin cytoskeleton organization
Cellular component (GO): cytoplasm; focal adhesion; actin cytoskeleton
Molecular function (GO): actin binding
Source: RefSeq, a predicted model, not a curated record